Peronospora farinosa is the source of this 2403-nucleotide messenger RNA. The record is from the annotation of a GenBank genome assembly. NCBI's taxonomy places the organism in Eukaryota, Oomycota, Peronosporomycetes, Peronosporales, Peronosporaceae.
AUGGACUACGAAUUGAGCGAUGAAGAGCUUCGUGCAAAAGAGGCCGAGUUGGCAAAUGGUCCAACGUUUGAAGAUCUAGCAAUUGAUGAUAGUCUUAGUGACUUGCAGCGUGUCACCAAGUACGUGUGCAGUAACAUUGCAUUACAGCGCGUUAUUCAUGUCAAAAUGUUGCACGAAACGGCGCGUUCCGUGGGGUUUCAAGCCACAUGUGACCAGCUACUGCCAUUGCUGGAACCACUGGUGUGUGACGUUGAGUACGUUGUACGACAGCACGUGGCGUUGCAAUUCCCGCUCUUGUGUCAGUUUCUAGUCGAGACGGAGCCUCAAAUUGGCUACAAAGUGUUACUGGAUAAACUUAUUCCAUUGGUGACAAAGCUCGUAUCGGACGAGCAGCACGAGGUUCGCUCAGCUGCAAGUGAGAGUCUUGUAGAUAUGGCAGCACUUGUCAAGUUGGAGGACCAGGGACAGCACGUACUAACGAUCGUACUGCCUCUGGCACAUGACGACGACAAUGAACAAUUUCGAAUUUCAGCCGUGACAUUGUACAAUGAAUUGGCCGAACAUUUUGGACCGGAAUUGUGUCAACAGUUUUGUGUACCUGAACUUAUUUCAUUGUCGGAAGAUCCGGUGUUUCGAGUACGCAAAUCAACGGCACUUAGCUUUUCUAAUGUUUGCAAGACGGCAGGUAUGGAACUUAGUCGGGAAAGGCUGAUUCCAGCGUUUCAACGACUAGCCAAGGAUGACAUUUGGGGUGUGCGAAAAGCUUGUGCCGAGUGUUUUGUAAAUGUUGCACUCGCGCUGGCACCAACAGACCGUGGACCAAUAUUGAUACCGAUGUUUGAGAGUUUUGUAAUUGACUCGUCGCGGUGGGUUCGCAUGGCAGCGUACCAAAGUUUGGGGCCAUUUUUGGCGGCAUUGGAAAAAGAUCAGGUUACAGAUGAACUGGUGGAGCACUUUGCGAGCAUGGCAACGACAGCGGCAUCACAGCUUGGUGGCAGUGGCGAGGUAGAUAUCAAGUUUCAUUGUGCAUAUAACUUCCCGGCGGUAGCAAGUAUCCUGGGCGCCACAAACUGGCGAAAGUUAUCUCCGAUUUUCGAGCGGCUGCAUAGCGACACAUAUUGGAAAAUUCGGCGGUCAUUUGCGUAUUCUUUGCACGAGCUGGCACGAAUUUUAGGCCAGGGUAUAACAGAAACCCAGCUAGCUACAGCGUUUGACAGUUAUCUUCAUGACGUACAAGAUGUUCGGCUAGGUGCGAUGCUGCACUUUGCUGACUUUUUGGAGAAUGUAUCUCCAUCAUUUCGUGAAAGCUAUUUACCCGUGCUCGCGGAAUUCAACUCAUUCGAUAAUACCACCAAAUGGCGCUUUCGCGAAGUUCUGAGUGGCCAGCUAGCGCAGCUGUGCCACACUUUCACACCUGAGGCGACAUUUUCGGUGAUUCACCCCCUAGUGUUCAAGCUCGUUACAGACCCGGUCGCUGUAGUGCGAGAACAAAGCUAUCAUGCUUGCCCGUUGUUAGUGGCACGUUUAAACUCGAAUGCGGAGUGGUUGAUUGCUGUUGUUGAUAAAUUCGAGACCCUUGCACACUCUUCACAUUAUAAGGACAGACAGUGUUUUGUAAAAAUCUGUGCCUCUUUCCUGAUUGCCAAGCAUGAUGAAAGCGAAGCUCAGGAGGACAUAGCGCUGACUAACGCCGCUCGCGACUUUUUUUCGUCUAAACUGGCAGCCGUGUUUUUCACAUUGGCACUGGAUCCAGUGUCAAAUGUCCGAAUAGUAUUCGCCGCAACGGCGAUCAAACAUCAACAGUUGUGCCGAGAACACCCUGAGUGUCCAGACAUCUUACGAGGUAUUUUGACUGCUACGACAUUCAGUAAUGUCGACGCGCUUGCUGUUGUUCUGUCUGAACGAGUAAAAGUACUACUCGAGGCACAGGCUAAAGAAGAUGUGGAGGCAACGAGCAAAGAGGCAAUGGAAGCCUCAGCAACCAGGUUAGAUGCUGAGAAGGAAAUAGAAGGCAGUUCCGAGGCUGAAGCAGAAACACUGGAGACUGUAUCAAUGGUACCUGAUGGGAAAGUGGGUGAACCUGAGGUAGUUGAAGCCAAGGUGAAAGAGGUGAAAGAGGUGAAAGCUAAGAUAGCUGAAGAGAAAGAAGUAAAACCUGACAUUGCCAAAGCUCUGGUAGUGUUAGAAGGCGCGGCUACAGAGAUUUCAGUUCUUCUGCCGACUUCAUCACAGGUAACAGCACCGAUAAAAGGUGCUCACCGGGCAUCGUUGGUUUCUGACCAGGAGUCGCCAUCUGACGAGUUAUCUAGCUCGUCGACUGCGAUGACAACGGAAGAGCCUCACUCCAAAACUAAUGGAGAGUUGGCAAGUUCAACACAUACAGACACAAGCCUCGCUACUUAA